AUGUCGUAUACAAGACCAUCAGCUAAUAGAUUUUUUGAAAAGAUUCGUAGACUAUUAACUUUAAAUCCGGAAUCGAAUACGGGUGUUCCCAUUACAGGAACCUAUCGUACACCUGCUCCGGGAUCACAACCAAAAACUUAUAAGCGGCCACUAACCAAGCAUUCAGAUUUGGCACAAAAUUAUUAUUAUGAUCGAGAUGCGAGACGUAAUUUUCCUCGUUUAGCUGUGUAUACUCAAAACGAUGUUGCAAAACUUAUUGCUGUAUCAAAUUUAAAAAGUAUCGCAGCAGAAGGAGGAUCAACUCAGGUAGCAAAUAUUCCAGAAGACUUAUCAUUAACGGAAAUAAUUGCAUCUGCACCAACGUUUUAUUCUUCCGAAAAACUACCACCUCUUCCAGGACGUCCCUUAUAUAAUUGGAAAAAAUCAGAAAGCAUUGAACCAUAUCCGGGUUUUGUAAAUUUAUCAAGUUAA
Molecule: messenger RNA, 471 nt
Organism: Funneliformis geosporum
Lineage: Eukaryota; Fungi; Glomeromycota; Glomeromycetes; Glomerales; Glomeraceae
Source: the annotation of a GenBank genome assembly